This is a messenger RNA of Strongylocentrotus purpuratus (purple sea urchin), 2053 nucleotides long. RefSeq names its product oncoprotein-induced transcript 3 protein-like. The record is from RefSeq and is a predicted model, not a curated record. The coding region runs from base 73 to 1479 and encodes 468 amino acids. The transcript has 8 exons. NCBI's taxonomy places the organism in Eukaryota, Metazoa, Echinodermata, Echinoidea, Camarodonta, Strongylocentrotidae.
UCAUCAUCAACACCUGCAUCACAACCAUUGCCAUUACUGACCAUCAUCUUCACCAUUAUCUUCAUCAUCAUAAUGAUCAUUAUUACUAUCAUUUUUAUUAUUUUUAUCAAGGCUGGAAUAUAUUACAGGUCCGCUAGUAUGAAUCCUAACCUGGUACUUACCUUGGCUGAUCUGGUGACAGGUAGUAACUAUGGAGUACAAGGAAGUUGGUUAUUCGAAGUCUCAGAAACAUUUCGUGAGAUAGGAAAAGUUCUAUGUGAACCGACCAACCCUUGUCUCAAUGAAGGAACAUGUGAGAACGAUACAUGCGUUUGCGCCGAGGGUUUCAGCGGAAACUUCUGUCAUUUAGAUGGAUGUGAUAACCGUUGUCUCAAUGGAGAGAGCUGUGAGCAAGGCAAUUGCACAUGUCCAGCAGGAUUCGGUGGCGAUUUUUGUCAAGAUAAACUGACAUUUGUUGAGUGUGGAAGUACUUCAAUGACCGUCAACAUAGAUGAACGGCUAGUCCCAGGUGAAGCAUCUGCUGUUCAUUUUAAAGACCGAUCCUGCUCCGGUGUAAAGAACGAUAGCACUAAUGAGAUCACUCUCACUACAGAAUACAAUCAAUGUGGCACCAUCAUUGAGGAGGAUAACACAACAAUUACCUUCGUCAAUGUUAUCACUUACGCCAAGCCUGGCUCGGACGACGAUACUGUAAUUACCCGUGAAUAUCACAUGCAGGUUAAGGUUGCAUGUUGCCUCGAGAAAGAGGCAAUCAUCAGUGGAUCCUUCAGACCACAGCUUGGUGAGGUGUCCUUCAGCGACAAGGGCUCUGGUGACUUCAGUCUGAGCCUGCAAAGAUUCCUGACAAAUGCUUUUGUUGAGCUGAAUUCGGACGCCACCACUGUCUUGCAAGGAGAUGACCUCUACUUUGCUGUGACUCUUGAGUCAGUAUCAGGUCUAAUUGGUAUGUUUAUUGAUCGCUGCUGGGCGACAACCACUCAAGACAUGGAUUCUGCUGGUCAACACUCUCUAAUUGCUCAAGGUUGCCCAGAUGAAUACACAGUUAAAGUCUAUCCUCUCAUUGAAUUGAAUGAAGAACGCUUUUCCUUUAAGGCAUUUGCCUUUGUUGGGGAUUACACCGAGGUGUACAUUCACUGUUCAGUGAAGGUCUGUGGUGCUGUGGAAGCUCAAUUGCUUCGAGACGCAGAAUGCCCCGCAGACAUUGAACCUCCAACUACAUCCCGCAAACGUCGAUCUUCGUCCGUUAUGUCCACUCAGACCAUCAGUAAUGGUCCGAUUCGCAUCCGUCGCUCAACCAGCGAUAUGGCUACUAAUGUGACCACAGAUUUGGCUUCCUUCAACCCUUUUGCGAUGCUCCUCCUUGGAAUGAUAGCAACAUUGGUUGCUAUGGCAAUCCUGAUGGGUGUGGUCAAGCUUGCUCGUUUCAAACCUGAUAUCAGCUACCAGCAAGUCCCAAUCGAAUCCAUGGAAGGGAUUUAGAAAAAGGGCCAUAGAAUAGAAAAUGCUCUCUUACUCUAUCGAUAAUUGAUUUGAUAUCGAAACAGUACAUCCCACAAAGUUGUCCAAAUAGGGCCCCUUACUACAAUCAGCAAAAGAAAAAAAAGAGGGACACUCGCUAUCAUUAAUUUUUUCAUAUAAACUGUCAAUAAAAUAUAAUCCAAUAACACAACUUUGUCUAGAAUAUAACGUCCCUAAGGGUCUGUAAUCGGCCCUCAGUGUUUUAACAUGUACCUUCAGUUAGUGGUAGAUAUCUUAAUACAGAAAUACUAUGUCCCAAACCAUAUUUAUGCCGACAACAUCCAGACAUACUGCGCAUGUCAUCCAAACGUUCCCCUAAGCAUCAACAAUACACUGCGCGAACUACAACAGUGUAUGUCUGAUGUUCAGUUAUGGAUGUUGGCUAAUACACUGAACCUUAAUCAGGACAAGACAGAAUUCAUGAUUGCGGCAUCUCAAAAGUACCAUCAACAGUUACAGCAUGUCCCAUCUAAACCCUUUAUAGCCUGAGCUAUUUUGAAAUUGCAUAGCCUGGGGGGAGGGGGGGGGGGGGCUU